Molecule: messenger RNA, 735 nt
Organism: Helianthus annuus (common sunflower)
Lineage: Eukaryota; Viridiplantae; Streptophyta; Magnoliopsida; Asterales; Asteraceae
Exons: 1
Coding region: 1-735 (244 amino acids)
Source: RefSeq, a predicted model, not a curated record
AUGGAUCAAAUGGGCUUUCCUAAUAAAUGGUGUGAGUGGGUUUUCGGCAUCUUAUCUUCGGCUAGGUCUUCCGUUCUUGUCAAUGGCUCACAUACGUUCGAGUUCCCUUGUUUCAAAGGUAUUCGUCAAGGAGAUCCAAUCUCUCCUUUUUUGUUCCUCAUUGUUAUGGAAGGCUUUUCUAGUAUGGUGAGAAGAGCGAGUAGUGUGGGUACCUUUAGAGGUAUUAUGCUCCCGAACAAUGGUCCCACCCUUACGAAUCUUUUAUACGCCGAUGAUUCUGUGCUUAUAGGGGAAUGGUCGGGAUCUAACAUUAAACAUAUGGCGCUUUUGCUGCGUUGUUUUAACAUUGUUUCGGGUCUUCAAAUUAAUAUGGGUAAGUCAAGUCUUAUGGGGAUUGGAGUUAGCUCUAGUCAAGUGGAAAUUAUGGCAAAAGUUCUAAAUUGCAAAAAAGGUUCGACCCCCUUCAUUCAUCUCGGGGUCAUGGUGGGAGCUAGGAUGACAAGAGUGGCAAACUGGAAGUCGGUUAUGGAGGUGGUUGAAUCUCGUCUUUCGUUAUGGAAAGCUGCUACGUUAUCUAUUAGUGGUCUUGUUACUCUCAUAAAAUCCGUGCUCGAAAGUAUUCCCAACUAUCACCUCUCUCUCUUCAAGGCUCCGGCUGCGGUUUUGCAUGGAAUCGAAGGCAUCAUUAGACGUUCUUUUUGGGGAGGUAAUAAGACUCUUAAAAAUUUGCAUUAG